AUGUCCCAGGACCGCAGGUCCAGCCGGCCUUCCUCGCCAGGCUUCCCACGGCCCUCCCGGGUUACCCGGGUUACCCGGGAACGAGUCGCUCCCGGGUGUUGGUAUUCAUUGGCAAAUCCUCGCGCUCGCUUCGCGGGACGCCUCUUUCCAGGGGCCUCGCAGUGCCCCAGGACUUGGUGGGCCAGGCUACUGCCGGUCUGGAACUCCGAAGGAAACGCCGCCCACGUCCAGAGAAAUCUCUCCCCCACCCCCACUCGUGGCCCAGUCCGGCCCGUGACUACAUCCUUUAGUCUUUGCGGGUUCCAGCUCAUUUUACAGAUGAGGAAACUGAGGCCAACAGGGGCCAAGGGGCUUGUUCAGGGUCACGCGGUUAGGAAGCGAGGGAGGCCGUAUCGGAACUCGGACCUUCCUGCCGUCAGACCCGGGACUCGGUCCAGUGCACCGCCAGCCCCCCUCCCCCCCCCAAAGCAGUUGAGAUCGAAUCUGGGGAACCUCCGAAGUUACUUCCCUUGGGGCUCUGGGGGGGGGGGGCGGCCGCAGUGGGGCGGAGGAGGCACUCGUAGGCGGGGGACGCCUCGGGGCGAGGCUCUGUUUGAGAAAAAGAACAAACGUUCCAUUUUCGAGAUGGACAUUCCAUCGGAGGGAGCUCCGCCCUUCCCUGUGCCUCCCCCGGCCGGGGAAGCGGUGACCGGGCCUCCGCCUCAGCGCGCUGGGAAACGGCCAAUGAGUACAACACUGAGAGAACGGUUAAAGAAAACAAGAAGUUCAUUUCAUUCCUGUCACACUGUAACAAAACGUCUUAAAGUAGGUGCUGAAAAUAACUCUGCUACUUUAAAGGAAGCAACAUCUUCCAGUGGUGAAAACUGUUCUGGAUCUCCAGAAAGCUGUAAAAACAUAGAAAAAGCAGCUGAAGAAAAUCUGUCUUUGAAAGACGGCUUAAUGGAUGUUGAUAUUUAUAGAGACAAAUCCCUUGUCAAAAGUACUCUGCCAGAUAAUCUCUCCCAGGUAGUGUCAGAAGGCUAUAACAUUGGUAAGCAAGAAUUGCUUGAAGAAAAGAUGAAAUUGUUGAAGCAAGUUCAAGAGAAAGAAGAGCUUCUUCAAAGGCUAAAAUUGACCAAAAUGUAUAGAUCAAAGAAUAAUCUUUCACAGUUACAAUCAUUGAUAAAAAAGUGGAGAAAUAGUAGCCAGCUGUUACUUUUUGAGCUGCAAUCAACAUUGUCUAUGGAGAACAAGAAACUAAGCCUUACUCAGUUGAUAGACAGUUAUGGAUUAGAAGACCAGUUAUUACAUUAUAACAGAAUCGAAGAAGAAUUUACAGAUUUUUAAUUAUUAAAAUAUUUUCAGAAAUCUGCCUUUAUUCUUCUCAAUCAACUCAAAGAUAUUUCUGAAUGCUAACAAAAACAUAGUCUAAAGAAAGCAUAAAAAUUAUGGUUUAUAUGAUUUGACAAGACUACUGUUGAUAAAAGUUAUACCAUAUAAGUUCUGUGAAAAGAAUUUGAGUUAAAAAAAUGAAAAUGAAAGUAUACUUCUAAAACAAUUUCUAUUAUUUGUCAAUUGAUAUUUAACAAGUUUUAAAAAUUAUUUUAAUAUUACAAAAAAUGUCUAAAGCCAAACUGAACCUCCAAAUCCCUGUUUCUGUUCCAUUUUAUUCCUUAAACAUUUUUGGACUUUCAUUUUGAGUAAUAUUUUUAUAUGUAGUGUGUCCCCAGAGUUUGUCUUUUGAAGCCAGUUUCUCUUUUACACAUGCUCACUGUCACUAUUCUAACUUUAAGCUCUCAUUUCUAAGUUGGACUACAUAAAUAAAAGCACAGCUAUGAGUAUGUCACUCUCCUCUGAAACUAACUGGUUUCUCAAUACCUGCUGAAUAAAGUCUUAAAUUUGGCAUUCUA
Molecule: messenger RNA, 1889 nt
Organism: Sarcophilus harrisii (Tasmanian devil)
Lineage: Eukaryota; Metazoa; Chordata; Mammalia; Dasyuromorphia; Dasyuridae
Gene: SFR1
Product: SWI5 dependent homologous recombination repair protein 1
Exons: 5
Coding region: 1-1326 (441 amino acids)
Biological process (GO): double-strand break repair via homologous recombination; positive regulation of DNA-templated transcription
Cellular component (GO): Swi5-Sfr1 complex
Source: RefSeq, a predicted model, not a curated record